GAGAGAUUGAAAAAAAAAAAAAAACACCCUUACUGUUGAAACCACACUAGAUAAUGUAUUGCUAGUUUUUUCCUCUACCUUGGCCUUUUUCUUUGGUGGAAAGCCUUCCUCAUUGCCACCAUUUUAUGCCAAUGACUCUUAGUGUUAGGCCAGGAUGGAUCGAGGUGACGUGGAAAUAAAAGGGAAGACUAACCCCUUACAGGGUCAGAAUCAUAUCUUAAUCAAAAUAACUGAAGGACAGAUUUUCCUCCCUGGGAGAGGAGAGUGUGUCGGGGCUCUGGGGAUUUGGGAUUUUGUAGGGCAGCGGAGGGAACUUUUGGCUGGGAAGACUUUUCUGCUUUCCCAUACUCCUGCAUCUUGGUGGGGUCGUUCUAUGUUGGCAUCUCUGUCGGAAGUUCAGUCAUGUUGAUCCCUGGUCUGGAGCCUUCUUGCUCCUGACUACCAGAAGGGAGUUUCUCAGGUGCUGAACCCUUUAGGCUAUUAACCCUCACUCAUUACCUUUUACUAGAAUCCUUUUACUCCCUCCUGAUAGGGAUAAACCAGGGUUUGUGCCUGUGCACCCCUGUGUGGAAAUGAUGUGAGGCUGGCCAUGCGCUGCACAGAGGCUUGAGGAGAGAAGAUAUCCUCUGUUGCACCCUGAUGUAAGUUUUGGAGGCAGGGUCUCUCUCUGAAACUGUAGCUCUAGUUUUUGGACUAGGCUGGUAGUCAGGGAGCCCCUCCAGUUAACUUCUUGUCUUUGUCCUGCUUAGGGUCUAGAUUAUAGGUGUGGUGGGAUUCAAACUCCAGACUUUAUUGUUUCACAGCAAAUAUUAACUGUGGGCCAUCUCUCCAGCACAGUUUAUUUAUUUAUUUAUUUAUUUAUUUAUUUAUUUAUUUUAAAGAUUUAUUUAUUUAUUUUGUAUAUGAGUACACUGUAGCUGUCUUCAGACACACCAGAAGGGGACAUCAGAUCCCAUUACAGAUGGUUGUGAGCCACCAUGUGGUUGCUGGGAUUUGAACUCAGGACCUCUGGAAGAGCAGUCGGUGCUCUUAACCACUGAGCCAUCUCUCCAGCCCUCCAGCACAGUUUAUUGUGUUGAAGCUUACACUGUUAGGCACCUUUUAAAAAGAGGGUACAGAUAAGCGAAAUUUGAAAAUUCUGACAAUUUUGAGGUGUUGGGGAUCCAAUCUGAGGUCUUGAGCCUGCAAGUAUUCUAGCACUGUAUUAUAUAUCCCCAGCCACAAAACAGCUGGAAACUGGGAGACUCAGGAUUUUCCUUCUGUAAUCUGUGUGGGUAGAUUAUCAGAAAUGCUUUGAAGCUGGCCUCCUCUCCAACUCUCAGCAACUGGCUCAAUCCGGCGUCGCUGUAGUUUCAGAUUCUUUAGCCUAAAGCAGAUAUCGUGGGGGGCAGGGCUGUAAUCCCAGCACUAAGGACAAAAACAAGUGCUUUAGAAUUUCAAGGUCAUCCGUGGAAACUGCAUGAGAUUUUGCCACCUCCCCACCUACUCUAUAUAAUAAUAUAUGUAUUAGCAUCAAGUAAACUUGACACUGGUCUUAGACCUUCCACUCCACGGAACAUGUUAUCUGGACCCUUGUGUCCAGCUCAGGGACAUCUAUGACUGAAAGGUCUCUUCUCUGACCUAGGGACGUGAAUUAGGUUGAAGAGUGGAUUCCUCUUUUCUUCGUUAGCGUUUGUUUUUAACACUGAGUUUUACGUAGAACCAAGCUGAAACAGAGGACUCUUAGCAACUGCAGAAUUAACUCAGUUCACAGUGGGCCCUUAUAAAAACUGCGGAGGGCUUGCGAAGUCACUGCCGGAAGUUCCUCCGCGGUGACGAGGACGGCGGAAGUGGGCUCGAUGCAGCUUUCUGAAGUAUUGUCUCACUCCCGCUCUCCUUACUUCUGGAUGGGCGGCGCACUACAGUUCAGCGCGGCUGUAGGGGCUUCUCCGCGCAGGCUCAGUUGACAACUUCGCGUCGGACAGCUUUCGUCCGCCCACUUCCUUUCCCGUUUCCUGUGCUAGGAUGUGACGCAAUACUUUGUCAAACGGGAGGAGCCUCAGGAGGAAAAGCGUCUGAGCUGGGAUCUCGCGAGAAUAUUUCGUUCCAGCGCAAUUCUCGCGCUGCAGCCUUGCUCCUGUCGCAACGAGAGCCUUCGAGAUCUUCUCCGCCCCCACUACCGGCGCCUCUUCUGCGGCCGUGGAGCCGGAGCCGGCCUGAGCGGUAGAGGCCCGUCUUUUUCAAGGACCCAAGCAUCCUCGUGGACGGUCGUCCGGCUUCGCCCGCCCAGCCGCGGUGCUCCAUCAGCCCACGCGGCGCGCCCUCUCCACGCGCCAACCCCGUCGGGUUCCGUGUGCAGUGUCGGCGGCCGGCCCUGGGCCCGAGCCCGAGCAGUAGCCGGCGCCAUGUCGGUGGUGGGCAUAGACCUGGGCUUUCAGAGCUGCUAUGUCGCUGUGGCCCGCGCCGGCGGCAUUGAGACGAUCGCUAAUGAGUAUAGCGACCGCUGCACGCCGGCUUGUGUUUCUUUCGGUCCUAAGAAUCGUUCAGUUGGAGCAGCAGCAAAGAGCCAGGUAAUUUCCAAUGCCAAGAACACAGUUCAAGGGUUUAAAAGAUUUCAUGGGCGUGCAUUCUCAGAUCCAUUUGUGGAAGCAGAAAAAUCUAACCUUGCAUAUGAUAUUGUACAGUUGCCCACUGGAUUAACGGGCAUAAAGGUUACAUAUAUGGAAGAAGAGAGGAAUUUUACCACUGAACAAGUGACUGCCAUGCUCUUGUCAAAACUGAAGGAGACAGCAGAAAGUGUUCUUAAGAAGCCUGUUGUAGACUGUGUUGUUUCGGUUCCUAGUUUCUACACUGAUGCAGAACGACGGUCAGUGAUGGAUGCCACACAGAUUGCUGGUCUCAAUUGCUUGCGGUUAAUGAAUGAAACAACUGCAGUUGCUCUUGCUUAUGGAAUCUAUAAACAAGACCUUCCUGCCUUAGAAGAAAAACCAAGAAAUGUAGUUUUUGUAGAUAUGGGACAUUCUGCCUAUCAAGUUUCUGUAUGUGCAUUUAAUAGAGGAAAACUGAAAGUUUUGGCCACAGCUUUUGAUACAACAUUGGGAGGCAGAAAAUUUGAUGAGGUGUUGGUAAAUCACUUCUGUGAAGAAUUUGGAAAGAAAUACAAGCUAGACAUAAAAUCUAAAGUUCGUGCUUUAUUGCGACUCUCUCAAGAGUGUGAGAAACUCAAGAAAUUAAUGAGUGCGAAUGCUUCAGACCUCCCUUUGAGUAUUGAAUGCUUUAUGAACGAUAUUGAUGUAUCGGGAACCAUGAAUAGAGGCAAAUUUUUGGAGAUGUGUGAUGAUCUCUUAGCAAGAGUGGAGCCGCCACUUCGUAGCAUCUUGGACCAAUCCAAGUUAAAGAAAGAAGAUAUUUAUGCAGUGGAGAUAGUUGGUGGAGCCACACGGAUCCCUGCCGUGAAAGAGAAGAUCAGCAAGUUCUUUGGUAAAGAACUCAGCACAACAUUAAAUGCGGAUGAAGCAGUCACUCGAGGCUGUGCUCUGCAGUGUGCAAUCUUAUCACCUGCUUUCAAAGUCAGAGAAUUUUCUAUCACUGAUGUGGUACCAUAUCCAAUAUCUUUGAGGUGGAAUUCUCCAGCUGAAGAGGGGUCAAGUGACUGUGAAGUCUUCCCCAAAAACCAUGCUGCUCCUUUCUCCAAAGUCCUCACCUUUUAUAGAAAGGAACCGUUCACUCUGGAGGCCUACUAUAGUUCUCCUCAGGAUUUGCCCUAUCCAGAUCCUGCUAUAGCUCAGUUUUCAGUUCAGAAAGUCACUCCACAGUCUGAUGGCUCCAGCUCAAAAGUGAAAGUCAAGGUCCGGGUAAAUGUGCAUGGCAUUUUCAGUGUGUCCAGUGCGGCCUUAGUAGAGGUGCACAAGUCCGAGGAGAGCGAGGAGCCAAUGGAGACUGAUCAGAAUGCAAAGGAAGAAGAGAUGCAGGUGGACCAGGAAGAACCACAUACUGAAGAGCAACAGCCACAGACACCAGCAGAAAACAAGGCGGAGUCUGAGGAGAUGGAGACCUCUCAAGCUGGAUCAAAAGAUAAAAAGACGGACCAACCACCUCAAGCAAAGAAGGCAAAAGUGAAGACCAGCACCGUGGACCUGCCCAUUGAGAGCCAGCUGCUGUGGCAGCUGGACCGGGAAAUGCUCGGCCUGUACACAGAGAAUGAGGGUAAGAUGAUCAUGCAGGAUAAACUGGAGAAGGAACGGAAUGACGCCAAAAAUGCGGUGGAAGAGUAUGUGUAUGAGAUGAGAGACAAACUUAGUGGUGAAUAUGAGAAGUUUGUGAGUGAAGAUGAUCGUAAUAAUUUUACUUUGAAAUUAGAGGAUACAGAAAACUGGCUGUAUGAAGAUGGAGAAGAUCAACCAAAGCAAGUUUAUGUAGACAAAUUGGCUGAGUUAAGAACUUUAGGUCAACCUAUUAAGACACGGUUCCAGGAAUCUGAAGAAAGACCAAAAUUAUUUGAAGAAUUAGGGAAGCAAAUCCAACAGUAUAUGAAAGUGAUCAGCUCUUUCAAAAACAAGGAGGACCAGUAUGAACACUUGGAUGCUGCUGACAUGACAAAGGUAGAGAAAAGCACCAAUGAGGCGAUGGAGUGGAUGAAUAGUAAGCUGAACCUGCAGAACAAACAGAGCCUGACGGCGGAUCCAGUUGUCAAGACAAAAGAGAUUGAAGCUAAAAUUAAGGAGCUGACAAAUAUUUGCAGUCCUAUAAUUUCAAAGCCCAAACCCAAAGUGGAACCCCCUAAGGAGGAACCAAAACAUGCUGAGCAGAAUGGACCAGUGGAUGGCCAAGGAGACAACCCAGGCACCCAAGCUGCUGAGCACGGUGCAGACACAGCUGUGCCUUCUGAUGGUGACAAGAAGCUUCCUGAGAUGGACAUUGAUUGAUUCCAACACUUGUUUAUAUUAAAACAGACUAUUAUAAAGCUUUAAGUUGUCAACUUUGUUCUGAAUAUCAACUAGAGCAAGCAAAUACUGGAGAUUUCUUAGUCAGUUUUUAGGGGAUCUCGGGGUGGGGUAUAUAGGUAAUAUACAGAGCAUUUUGACUUCUAAAUAGUUAGAUCCAGAGAUGAAGUGCACUGUUCUCUCUUCAUUAUGAUCCUGUUUAAGAGCCCAGCUAGUCUUUCUGAGCUCUUGCCUCCCUCCUUGUUUUAAUCAUGCUUCUACAAGGUGAAGUGUGUUUGGGGAAACUGAGCUCUAACAAAAGCUGUGAGAGCCACUAGGCAGGCUUUUCCUCAAACAUGACAGAAGUUCAAAUUAUGCUUGGAAAGGCUGAGUGGAGAUCACCACCAGCAUUCUCUGCCUGUGGGGCUGUGGGACUGUGGGGCUGGUGCUUCCUCCAUUUCUGAGGGUCUGAGAAUGGCCCAGCAUGCAUUAACACAGGAGAGCGCAGAGCGCAGCAGGGCCUGCUCUCAUUGCCCUCUAUUCCCAGCCCUGUCUUCCUCUUCCGUCCGCAAGCAGUAUAAAUGCCAUGUGCCCUCUGCACUUAGAGUGAGCCUUAGCGUAUCAAGGGGCUUUGACGUGGCUCCCCGUACUUCCUGAAAGUAUUCACUGACACUGAAGCGUCAGAGUCUAGUGUAACCUUAAGGUAGGUUGUAAAUAACAGUUGGCUGUAGGCAUGGUAAGUCUGAGCAGCCCAUCCUUAGUGUGGUGGGAAGGUCUGUACCCUGACCUGCUCCACGGUAGAUGGUGUAUGUAAAUUAGAGGUUUCGAUGGAACAGGAUGAGAGCUCAAGGUUCUUUGUUUGGUAUUAUUUGUGUUAAUGUGUCUUGAAUCUGCCAAUCUGUAUGUUAAAACAGCUGACAGAUUGUAAAGCUAUUGCCCUGGACAAGUCUGAAAUUAGUGUAAAAGAAAACCUCAUCGUUAACUGCAGCCGCUGUCAGGGUACCAUAUAUUCCUGGAACAAGUCUAUGGGGAAGAGAUGUUCUGCAGACAAAGGGACGGAUGCCUAUGGUAGAGGUCAGAGUUGGUUACCUGCCUUAGUUACAAGUGUUACGUUCUGGGUCUUUGUAAUCACUGAUCUCUGUAACAGAGCCUCUGUUUAUUCUUGCUUGUUGGAAAUAAGCUUAAACCAUGCAUAGUUAGAAUUACUAUGCUUCUGUCUACACAGGAAGUGCUGUAGCUCUCAAGUGCUCUAGAGGCCAUUGGUUGGAGAGGAAGGAAUGCAUGCUUAUGUUAUGUAAGCAACUGGACUCCCGCUCAGUACAGGCCUGGAGCUCCAGGCCGAGUGCAUACUCUGCUGCUUUGAGUGCUGCAGGAGUGCCCACUGGCCUGGCUGUGAGGCUGAUAGCUUUUUCAAGUGCAGGCUGCAGGAUUAAGCCAACUCUUAUGCAACUGACUGUCCUUAAUGAUGAUCUCAUAAACAUUUGUGUGUGGGGGUGGGAGGGUUUGGGUGUCGGGAUGGGGAAUGAAUUUGAAGUCUAAAGUUAAAGCUAGAAAUCAGAUGAUCAGCUUCUGCUCUGUCUAUAUAGACGAUUGGAUUUAUGUGGAGGCAGGCCAGAUGGCAACUGAUGACUUGUGUGCAAACAAGCAUUUAUCCAGGUUGCAAUAUCCAAAUUGGUUUGUUAAAAACUCUAGGUCACAUUCUUACACUAAGAAAAACAGUAAACAUGAGACAAAGUUUAGGAAAAACUAAUAAAAGAAACCUGUCUUAACUUGAA
This is a messenger RNA of Rattus norvegicus (Norway rat), 6676 nucleotides long. It is a transcript of the gene Hspa4, whose product is annotated as heat shock protein family A (Hsp70) member 4. The record is from RefSeq and is a predicted model, not a curated record. Gene Ontology annotation, cellular component: cytoplasm; organelle. Gene Ontology annotation, biological process: regulation of leukocyte activation. NCBI's taxonomy places the organism in Eukaryota, Metazoa, Chordata, Mammalia, Rodentia, Muridae. Gene Ontology annotation, molecular function: ATP binding; ATP hydrolysis activity.